CGGUGCAUGACAUCAUGCCAAAGCCCAACGGAUUUGUGCAUGCGGUGCUUGAGGCAUACAAUAACCAUCGUGCGCUCAUCCACCGCCCGGACGAUGUCUGGACCACGAUCCUCAUGCAAUUCAGCUUCUUCGUGAGUGCAAAUGCUGAGCAACUCAGUGCGCACUUUGCAGCCCACGAUGGUCGGGAGCAACUCAUAGGCCUGAUGCGCCGUGCCACCUAAGCUCUAUCAGCUCUCCCGACUCUCUCAGGUCUUCCAGCUCUCUCAGGUCUCCCAGUUCUCCUGACGGGCCUGACAAGCGCAGAGAGCUUGACUCCAACGGUCCUAGCACUGAACCGGAGUUGCUAAACAAGCACACGGUGCUGGACUCCAACGGCCCUAGCAAACCUGAGUUGCCAAACAGGCGCACGGUGCUUGACUCCAACGGCCC
Suillus plorans is the source of this 429-nucleotide messenger RNA. RefSeq lists its product as uncharacterized. Lineage: Eukaryota; Fungi; Basidiomycota; Agaricomycetes; Boletales; Suillaceae. The record is from RefSeq and is a predicted model, not a curated record. Bases 15 to 221 code for a protein of 68 amino acids. The transcript has a single exon.